This is a messenger RNA of Thlaspi arvense, 183 nucleotides long. The record is from the annotation of a GenBank genome assembly. NCBI's taxonomy places the organism in Eukaryota, Viridiplantae, Streptophyta, Magnoliopsida, Brassicales, Brassicaceae.
AUGACUUGGUUUAAGGUGGAGAAUGAUACAUAUGAUAUUUAUGCAAAAAUUAGCUUCUUGCCGGAUACAGCAGUGAGUGCCAAAGAUAUGUCUCAGCCAACACCCACUCAAGAAAUAGUUGCUAAAGAUCUUCACGAUUAUGAAUGGAGAUUUAAACAUAUCUUUAGAGAUUUUGAACUUUAA